Molecule: messenger RNA, 264 nt
Organism: Sphenostylis stenocarpa
Lineage: Eukaryota; Viridiplantae; Streptophyta; Magnoliopsida; Fabales; Fabaceae
Source: the annotation of a GenBank genome assembly
CUAGAUAUUACGACUCUUCAAGAAAACCAUGAACUUACCACAUUAAGAAGCCUUAAAGCAGCAGUGCGAGUAAACUUUCUUGCAAAAAGGAAGCAAGUUGAUGCUUUACCCUUGUUGUUGCACCGUUCUCUUCUUGCUACCUAUCUGGUGUGCACGGCCAGAAGAAGCAUUUUUAGCACUCUGACACCUCAUAUCUUGCAUGCUUGUUGGGGCCACCUUGCCUCCACCGUUGCUUUCAAUCUAGAGCCUUUCAUCUCUGCAUGA